Ipomoea triloba (trilobed morning glory) is the source of this 1008-nucleotide messenger RNA. RefSeq names its product zinc finger protein ZAT10. NCBI's taxonomy places the organism in Eukaryota, Viridiplantae, Streptophyta, Magnoliopsida, Solanales, Convolvulaceae. The record is from RefSeq and is a predicted model, not a curated record. Gene Ontology annotation, molecular function: DNA-binding transcription factor activity. The transcript has a single exon. The coding region runs from base 97 to 846 and encodes 249 amino acids.
UCUCACCCUCAAAAAACUACUUUGCUCUCUCAACUUAAUUUCUCUUCACAUCUCUCUUUUUCUCUCUUAGUGUUCUUGAUAAGAAGAAGGAUUGAUAUGGCACUUGAAGCUUUGAACUCUCCGACGACGCCGCGGCCGUCGGUUUUUCAGUUUGAGGAUCCGGCGAGCCUGAGCUACCUUGAUCAUCAGUGGGCGAAGGCCGGGAAGCGAUCGAAGCGGCCGAGGAGCGUGGAGCGUCAGCCUACUGAGGAGGAGUAUUUGGCGCUAUGCCUUAUUAUGCUGGCGCGCGGCGGUGCACGGCCGUCGGCACCGCCGUCUGUGGCGGCGCCACGGCCGCCGGCGCCACGGCCGCCGGCGCCGCCAGUUUCGGAGCAGAAAUUGUUGUAUAAGUGCUCCGUUUGCGACAAGGCGUUUGGGUCUUACCAGGCUUUGGGAGGGCACAAAGCCAGCCACCGCAAGCUCGCCGGCGCCGGCGCCGGCGACGACCAUCCUACUACCUCAACCGCCACCAACGGCUCCGCCGGCGCCGCCAGUACUGGUAGGACCCACGAGUGCUCCAUCUGCCACAAGUGUUUCCCCACCGGCCAGGCCUUGGGCGGCCACAAACGGUGCCACUACGAAGGCACCAUUGGAAACGGCGGUGCCAGUGCCGGCGCCGGCGCCGGCACGUCGUCGGAGGGAACCGGGUCGUCCUCCAAUAGCCUCCGCAACUUUGACUUGAACCUCCCUGCCUUGCCGGAAUUGUCCCCUGUUUUCCUCCGACGCUUCGCCGACGACGAGGUGGAAAGCCCCCAUCCGGCGAAGAAAGCUCGCCUCCAAAUUCCGACUAAACUCGAAUUGUUCUAGGAACAUGUUACUCUGAGGAUCUUAAAUUAUGCAAUUUUUAUUUAUUUUUUUUCAUUUAUCUUUCUGGUUGGGAUAGACACAAUUCUUUGUUGUAAAUACAUCAGUUUGAUUGUGACAGUGAAGCAAGUGAUUAUUUAAUUAAUUCAAUUUUUUGGUAUGACA